Molecule: messenger RNA, 1213 nt
Organism: Neurospora tetraspora
Lineage: Eukaryota; Fungi; Ascomycota; Sordariomycetes; Sordariales; Sordariaceae
Product: flavoprotein-like protein
Exons: 4
Coding region: 334-951 (205 amino acids)
Cellular component (GO): membrane
Molecular function (GO): FMN binding; NAD(P)H dehydrogenase (quinone) activity
Source: RefSeq, a predicted model, not a curated record
GGGGAUCAAUAACACCAUAUCCAGCCAACCCCUCCCGAUCUGCUCUUCAGCGGACGCUGUUACCCUUUGUUGUCGAUUUGGAGUUGAUUACGGUAAUCAUGACGAAUCCGGGUCACUCUUGUUAUCGAUGCUGAUGAACUGCAGGUAUAUCCCUGUGGUGCCGAGACGUCCCUGAUUCCGUCCCUUUUGGAGUUCAUCGUAUAUAAGGAGGACUGUGCCACAUCCUCUGUGAGCUCGAAUUGAAUCCAUUCCAAUUUAUCCUGCAAGACUCUCUGCUGUUUUCUUUACUUACCUUACACUUAUACACCACUCUACUCUUAAUACCUAGUCAAGAUGGCGCCCAGAAUCGCAAUUGUUUACUACUCGAUGUACGGCCACAUCGGGCAGCUUGCUCAAGCUGCUAAGGCUGGCAUUGAGAAGGCCGGUGGCACUGCCGACCUCUACCAGGUCCCCGAGACCCUCUCCGACGAUGUCCUCGCCAAGAUGCACGCCCCUCUCAAGCCCACCGACGUCCCCGUCAUCGAGGACCCCGCGAUCCUCAAGGAGUACGAUGGCUUCCUCUUCGGCAUCCCUACCAGAUACGGCAACUUCCCCGCGCAGUGGAAGACCUUCUGGGACAAGACCGGCCAGCUCUGGGCGACCGGCGGUCUUUACGGCAAGGCGGCCGGUCUCUUCAUCUCGACCGCUGGUCUGGGCGGUGGCCAGGAGUCGACGGCCAUCGCGGCCAUGAGCACGCUUGCCCACCACGGCAUCAUCUACGUGCCUCUCGGCUAUGCCAAGGUGUUCGGCGAGUUGUCCGACCUCUCGCAGGUUCACGGCGGCAGCCCCUGGGGUGCUGGUACCGUUACUGGCGGUGAUGGCAGCAGGCUGCCGAGCGAGCUCGAGUUGAAGGUGGCGGGCAUCCAGGGCGAGGAGUUCUACAACACCUUGUCCAAGCUUACCGGUGCGUGAGAGUGCAAGCGGCUCGAAGAGUGGUAAUGGCGCAAAAGCAACAGCUGCUGUCAUUGAGGCACAGCCGGUAGCUUCUCAACCAAAGCCAGUGUCGCAACAGAAGAAGGAACCCGUGAAGAAGGAAGAACCGGUCCCUCAGCUGAAGGAAAGCAAAGAAGGUCCUUGUGGAUUGCCUUCCAAAUGCGACGUCAUGUGAACUCGUGAAGGCGAUUUUGUCAGUUUAGCAUGCAAUUGAUACCAAUUCAAAACAGUUAAUAUCCAA